AAUUCUCGAUCUCACAAUCACAGCCGGUUAAUCAGACAAAUCGCACGUGCUGUCCGCUGAAGACGUUCGCCAACAAAUUGUGCUCCAAGUGUGCAGACGUCAUGAACAAUUGAUUUCAGUGAAAUUCCUUCGAGAAUUUUUUGGUAAAAGUUACUUUGUUUUUGAAAAUGCGUGAGUGUGGUGACAGGAUACGAAGGGAGAGAGCAUCCCCUUCGAGUCCACGUUUGGUGCUGAGGCGUGUUCUGGUGCUUUCUGAGGGUAGGCAGUUCAGGGAAGCAGCGCAGGCUUUGCAGAAAUUAGGGGCGAGUAGUAUAGCGGCUGCUGCCUCAGACCUACCCUUGGAUUUGCUUGUUGAGGGGCUGCCUCAUUCUGCGCAAUUGCUGGAAACUCUUUUCAAUAAAUUGAUUGCUUCAGGCCAAAGACCAAAUAUCAACGCAGAGCAAGUGGUAUGGCAAUUGGUUAAACUGUUUUCCUCUUUGGACGACCCAACACUCAAGACCAAGGUUUUCAGGCUAUCCAAAGCCAUCUUGGAGUAUCAGCCGGAUUUUCACAGACUUCUCACACAAAGAAGAAAAUCUCUGGAUCAAGCUAUACAAGGUUUGGGAAGCCAUGGACUCAUGCAAGAUGCUAGUGGCUUGACUCACCUCCACUCGGCUCUAAAAAAUGAGCUGUUGCGACACAUAGACGCUUACAAAACAGCUUUACACCGUUUGGACGAAUUGCAUCUGGUUUCUUCUGACUCUAAAAAACCCGUGGACGCUUCACACCAAAGACUGUUAAACUUACACCACCACGACGUACAGCAGAGACUGAUCGACAAUAAGACAAUUUUGACAAUUCUGGACAAACAAGCACUUCAACAAUUAAGACCACUCAUAGAAACUUUAGCUACAAGGGUACAGAAUGACAAGGAAGCUUUAUUUUGUAUAUCACAAAUCAAAAAAUUGCAUCCAGUGGAUGAACAGAUACCAGUCGCAAAAUUGUUGAUGUCGUUUUCUAAGGGUUGUGGAGCACUUCUUGAGCUGAUGCAAGCACCGGAGAGUCCAUGUAAUAGCGAGGGCUACCAUUCAGAGCCAGAGAGCGAUUGUGACAGUGGGAGAGAUGCAGUCGAAAGGUAUGCAGCCCUCUACUACCAAAGCCGGCCCAGAGCUCUGGAAGCUUUGGAUUCCCUUCCAGAUUUGAUGCAUGCCACGCAAUUGAAGUCAAAAAUACUCUUUUCUGUCGUUGUUCUGGCUUUCCGAACAUGUAAAUCCAUCCGAGAGCAGAAGAUCAGAGAAGUGUUUCACGUAUUGAAAGUGGACCAUCCUAGGAUCGCGCCAGCUCAGUCUUUGAGAGAGGAGACCAUGCGAUACCUUUCGGCUUCCAGUGACACUUUUCCACUCGAUGAUGCGGAAAAUCAGGUCCGCUCCCUCGUCUGCGAUACGUUGAGGGAGUAUAAAUGUUUGGAGGAGAGCGCUGCUUUGAAGGGAUACGUCAGGGAGGUGACCAGGGCAGCGUGGUAUUUGGUCAACCAGGUACCACCGUAUGAGUUGGAUACGGAUUUUCAAACGCCUGUGCGUAUGCAAUCCAACAAACACCAACGUCACCAUUCUGCCGACCGCACCUCAGACAUGGUACGCUCUUAUCUAUGGCCUGGCUUGCAUCUUCAAAAUAUUUGUGUAUAUAAAGCAGUUGUGAUCACCGGAACCACAUGAAGAGAAGAAUUAUCUUCGACUGUAUAAUAUAUUUGUAUAAAAUAUCUUAAAUUACACUAAGUAUUAUUUUUUUAAUGUGAUCUAAAUUAUUUUCAUUUUCUUGUUGAGUUAUGUUUAAAAAUUAAAUGUUUGUGUGCCUAUCUGGAAAGAAACACAGCAACAGCUGAUUCACUAACUCUGGGCCAAACAAAGGUUCCCUUCAAAGAGUUUACCCCUUUUUUUAUAACUGAUAUAGGUACCUAGGUACUGAGUUCUUUAGUAGAUUACCUACCUACAUCUUAUAUUGUGAACUGUUCUUAUUCUAUUCUGAUUCACAAUUUUUCUUUGAUAAAUUCUAAUAUGAACAGACUUGUCCUUCAUUAUGUGUACUCAACAAAGAAAAUCCAAUAUGGUAAUCGUGAGUACCCUCAUAAGCAUAUGAAUGAUAACCGAAAUUCACACAUCAAAGUAAACAUGCUUUUCAUGAAUCCACUUAUAAUUGAUAAGAUUAUUGCAUGAUUUUAAGGACUUCCAUAAAUACAAUGACAUAUUCCAAAUGAAAAGUUUAUCUUUCUAUCUUAGUUAUUAGGUGAAGAUAAAUACCUAUAGGAAUUCUAUAAAUUAUACUUUUUGAAUAGUA
Molecule: messenger RNA, 2313 nt
Organism: Harmonia axyridis
Lineage: Eukaryota; Metazoa; Arthropoda; Insecta; Coleoptera; Coccinellidae
Exons: 7
Coding region: 168-1694 (508 amino acids)
Biological process (GO): mitochondrial protein catabolic process; mitophagy by internal vacuole formation
Cellular component (GO): mitochondrial outer membrane
Source: RefSeq, a predicted model, not a curated record